AUGAUUCCUUAUACAACUGUAGCCAGAGGACAGACAAUAAUUGCUUCAUACUCACGCGAUGGUACUGAUUUAUCCCGCGAAGUUCAAAAGUUGCUAGAGCAGCCUUAUGUUGUUAACGAACAAAGAAGAAUGAACAGAUAUAUUUUUACAUUCUGUAAAAAGAACAAUUUAACAUUUAUUUGCGCAUCACCUGCCGAAUCACCAACAAGCUAUGCUGUCCAAUACUUGGAUAGACUUUCUGAUUGUUGGUGUCUGACUUUAUUAGAUGCUUCUAAGACAGCAACGCAAAAUUCAUUAUCAAAUUCAACAAAAGAUAUAUUUGACGCUGUUUACAAGGAUGUUAUCGAAAAUGAACCAAGUUCAGAAAAAAUAAAGCGAGAAAUGGAACAAACUCAGCGACUAAUGACCGAAUCAGUACAAUUAGCUAUGAGUAGAGGUAAUGAUCUCGAGAAUUUGUCAACAAAAACCGAAGAUUUACUUUCCACUUCAGCAGAUUUCAGAAACAACGCCGUAAAUCUUAAAAACAAGAUGCUUUGUGCAAGGUAUAAGGCUUAUGCCUUAUACACUGCUAUUGUUUUUAUAAUUCUUUACUAUAUCUUAGCAAAAAUUUGCGGAGGUUACUCAUUAAAGCCCAGAUGCCGCAAAUGA
Molecule: messenger RNA, 648 nt
Organism: Trichomonas vaginalis G3
Lineage: Eukaryota; Parabasalia; Trichomonadida; Trichomonadidae
Product: SNAP receptor protein
Exons: 1
Coding region: 1-648 (215 amino acids)
Source: RefSeq, a predicted model, not a curated record